Molecule: messenger RNA, 1936 nt
Organism: Paecilomyces variotii
Lineage: Eukaryota; Fungi; Ascomycota; Eurotiomycetes; Eurotiales; Thermoascaceae
Product: purine-cytosine permease FCY2
Exons: 1
Coding region: 419-1936 (505 amino acids)
Biological process (GO): cytosine transport; transmembrane transport
Cellular component (GO): fungal-type vacuole membrane; plasma membrane
Molecular function (GO): nucleobase transmembrane transporter activity
Source: RefSeq, a predicted model, not a curated record
AUUCGUCAGCAGGGAGAAUCAGCCAGAUAGCUGCUGGUAAAAAGACAAUUUGAUUUAGCUCUUCGGCGGUAGGAGGUGCUCAUCCAUCCUUGUUUAGUUAUCUUCCUAUCGCCUUUAUUGAGUGUGAUUCUAGUCAUUUAUCAUUAUCAUAUUCCUCAAAAGUGGUGUACGCGUUAUCUCACGUUUUGGUCGCAUUAUUACUGAGAAUCAGCAUAUCUGUUAUUCUGGUUCAGUGGUUAGCAGCAAGUGUGGUAAAAGAUGUCUCGUUGUUUGUCGAUAUUUCAUAUUCAGGACUCGAUGUUAAGGCUCAGAAAGACAUAUCAUUGAACUGCCAGAAUCUAUAUAUAUAUCUACUAGAUUAGAGACUAGGCAGUUCUGGCUGGCUGCCUGCUACACUUCUCAGCGCUGAACAUGCAAAAUGUCGGACAUCGAGAAACAGCUUUCCGAGAUCCCUCAACCGGCAUCCAAAAGCGAAGUAAUCACUGGAUAUACUGAGGAGAUCAAGACAUACGACUCGCGAAUCUGGAAGUUUGUCCGGUUUCUCCAUGCCGAGGAGACCGGCGUUGAACGCAUCCCAGAUGACUUGAGGACAAAUCACAGCGAGUAUUCCAUAGGAAUCCUCUUUACAGCCAUCAACAUGGUGUACCUGGGAAUCUCUAUUGGGGUGAAUGGGAUUACUGCCUAUGGCCUCACAUUCUGGGAUUCGGUCUUGUGCAUUAUAUUUUUUAAUAUCAUCGGCUUCCUUCCCGUGGCGUAUAUGUGUACAUUUGGUCCAACAUUUGGGAUGCGCCAGAUGGUGGUCUCUCGCUUCUGGGUUGGCUACCAGACCAUGAGACUCUUUGCUGCAAUUAAUUCAUGCAUUUGCAUCGGAUGGGCAGUGCUGAAUCUAGUUGCUGGAGCGAAUCUGCUGCACACUCUGGGUCACAGCGCAUUACCUCCGUGGGCAGCGAUUAUAAUCAUGACGGUGGGCACAUUGUUUGUGACUGCCCUGGGGUACAAGGCCAUCCACCUCUUUGAACGGUGGGCCUGGAUACCAACAUUUCUAGUUACAUUCGUUAUUAUUGCGAGAGUUAAGAUAUCAGGCUCAUUCUCACCCGGAUAUAUGUCUGCUGGGCGUGCAGAGGCGGGUGCGGUACUCUCAUACGGUGCAGCCCUGUUCGGUAAUGCGUCCGGCUGGACCUUAUUCGCCUGUGAUUACACCGCAUAUAUGAAGACGACUACCUCAAAAUUGAAGCUGUCUUGCUCUGUCAUGUUCGGUUGCUUAUUUACGACGAUGUUUCUGCAACUGGUCGGGGUAUCGGCCGCAGCCUGCUUGAAUUCGAAUCCACUCUACAAGAAGAUGUAUGACGAGUUUGGAGCCGGCGGACUCUUCUAUGCCAUUCUGGUUGAGGACUCUCUGGGACGCUUUGGCCAGUUUUGCAUUGUCCUACUGGCUCUGACCUUGACUACAUGCAACAUAGCAUGCGUAUACUCCUCGUCUCUUUCUGCACAGGCAGUCUGCUCUAGGUUUCGACUUCUCCCUCGAUUUUAUUGGGUUCUACUAGCCAACGCUGUUGCGCUAGGCGUAAGCAUACCAUGCUACUAUCGGUUCACAGAAGUACUGUAUGAUUUCAUGAGUCUUCUCUCAUAUUUCAUAUCACUCUAUAUCGGCAUCGUUCUAUCCGAGCACUUCCUAUACCGACGUCAACGUGGCUAUGCACCGGAUACUUACAUGGCUCCGGAAAAACUUCCUGUUAGCUAUGCAGCUCUGUUUGCCUUCUGCUGCGGGGUUGCAGGCGCCGUUAUCGGUAUGAGCGAAGCGUGGUGGACAGGGCCUCUGGCGAAAGCGAUCAGUGAAGAUGUCCCAGGAGACAUUGGGUUUCAAUUAUCAUUUGCAUUUGCAUUUAUAGGACAUGCGAGUAGUCGGUGGGCGGAGCUGAAAUACAUAGGAAGAUAG